AUCCUCGUCUCCAUCCAGAAGAAUAAGUGAAACCCUAAUCUUUAUUGUCCCUACGUACAAAGAAUAUCUUACAUGACUGGUAUUCUUUGGCAGGGCUUCAAAAUGGCUUGGCUUUCACGCUGCCCAUUCUUUAUUUUUUCUGCUUCAGAUGAGCAUAAACCCUUAAUCAGCACCUCAUAUUCCCUCAGAGGCACUCUGAUAGAGGAGACGAUGGCUUCUAUGGGGAUGCAGAUGGUGGGAUUCGCCGUGGCCCUUUUGGGCUGGAUAGGGGUGUUCGCUGCCUGCGUGACACCCAUGUGGCGGGUUACUGCCUUCAUUGGCAGCAACCUAGUGACAGCCCAGGUCACAUUGGAGGGCAUCUGGAUGACCUGUGUGGUUGAAAGUACCGGCCACAUGCAGUGCGAUGACUACGAUUCCAUGCUGGAUCUAAGCUCUGACAUGCAGGCGGCACAGGCUCUGAUGGUGGUUUCAGUGGUCACAGGGGUCAUAGGGAUCUCCAUCGCUUUCACUGGUGGAAAGUGCACCAACUUUUUUCCAGAGGAGAGAGCAAAGGUGACGGUUUCAGUGACAGCAGGUGUAAUCCUGAUCAUCAGUGGAAUCGUCUGCCUGAUCCCUAUUUCAUGGACUGCCCAUAUGGUUAUAACGGACUUCUAUAACCCUUUGCUCCUAGAUGCCCAGAAAAGAGAGCUCGGUGCCUCUCUUUACAUCGGGUGGGUGGGUGGGGUAAUGGUGAUCUUUGGGGGAGUGCUUCUAUGCACCACCUGUCCCAGCGAAGAGGUUGAGACCCCCUCCGUGAGGUUCUUUCUCAACAAACAUGGAGGAAAUAGCAGAGAGGAUUCGGUCCGAUCUUUUACACCAAGCAAGACGUACAUUUGACAUUUGUAAACAGACAACCCCCAAUCAAGAGAGUAAGCACUUAGUCCUCAUAAGAGAAUCACACGCUGGAUGAAUGAAGACGCUUCUGUUGGAGAUUGCUUUGAUUAUUGGUGUUACUCUUUAGAAAUGAAGAUUUACAAUGUGGCAGUUUAAAUGAUAGAAACUCUGUGUUUUACAUGUUUAGGAAAUAUUUUGG
Etheostoma cragini (Arkansas darter) is the source of this 1072-nucleotide messenger RNA. Its product is annotated as claudin-4-like. Bases 73 to 876 code for a protein of 267 amino acids. Lineage: Eukaryota; Metazoa; Chordata; Actinopteri; Perciformes; Percidae. Gene Ontology annotation, cellular component: plasma membrane; bicellular tight junction. The transcript has a single exon. The record is from RefSeq and is a predicted model, not a curated record. Gene Ontology annotation, biological process: bicellular tight junction assembly; cell adhesion. Gene Ontology annotation, molecular function: structural molecule activity.